AUGUGGUCGCUCCUCGUUUCCCUGGCAUUGCUAUGCUUUGGCACAGUUGCCAGGGCAGCAGUUGUCACCAUCAACUGGAAUGUCACAUGGGUUUGGGCUUCUCCUGAUGGCUUUGGAAGACCCGUCAUUGGUAUCAACAACCAGUGGCCAUGUCCCAAGCUUGAGGCCAAUGUUGGCGACACCCUCAUUGUGAACCUCCACAAUGGACUUGGUAACCAGACAACUGGUAUUCACUGGCACGGUAUCAACCAACUGCAAACUCCUGAGAUGGAUGGACCUAGUGGUGUUGUCCAGUGUCCGACCCCUCCUGGAUCCUCGGUUCAGUACAAGUUCGUGCUUGAUGAGCCCGGCACGUUUUGGUAUCACUCUCACGAAAAGGGACAAUAUCCGGAUGGCCUGCGCGGGCCCCUUAUUGUUCAAGAUCCCAAUGACCCCUACAAGGGCAGGUAUGACGAGGAGAUUGUCUUGACUGUGUCCGAUUGGUACCAUUCUCAGAGCAUCCCGCUUGUUCAGAACAUGCUGUCUCCUGCCAACACGCGGUUCGCUCCACCAUUCCCAGAUACCAUCUUGCUUAACGACAAGAAGGAUGUCAAGUUCAACUUUGUCAAGGGCAAAACCUACCGAGUCCGUCUCAUCAACAUGUCCGCCUUUGCUUCUGCCUUCCUCUGGAUCGACUCACACCCUCUCACCAUGAUUAUGAGCGACUCCACCUACCUCCAAACCGAAACCGCCUACCAGUUACAUGCCAGCUCCGCCCAGCGGUAUGACUUCCUCAUCUCCGCCAUCGACCGCGACUCGGGCAAUUACCCCAUCCUCGUCGCUCUCGACAUCAACCGGGACUUCCGCAACCAAACCCUCGCCCCUGCCUUCCCUCACAACCAAACUGCCUGGCUCAUGAUGGACGAAAACGCUCCCCUAACCCGUCCAACCAACACCAUCGACGUCUGGCGUCCCGCCGACGACACGCACUUCAAACCUCUCGACAACCUCGCCAUGGUCCCCGCCUACGACCACCUCGUCAAGCUCGACUUCCGCUUCUGCCUCGACGCCAACGGCUACCCGCGCGCCUGCCUCAACGGCAAGCCCUUCAUCAGCCAAAAGGUCCCCUCGCUGUACACCGCCGCGACAGUAGGCGGGAACAACACCAACCCCCUCGUCUACGGCCAAAUCAACCCCGUAGUCGUGAGAAAGGGGGACAUUGUCCAGCUGGUGAUCAACAACCAAGAAGCCGCGGGCCACCCGUUCCAUCUGCACGGCCACAGCUUCCAGAUCUUGGACCGCGCGAGGCCGUACGCCGGUGACUGGCCCGGCCGCGACGUCAACUACAACCCGGUGCCGAACCGGCGGGACACAGUGACGGUCUGGUCGUGGAGUCAUGCCGUGUUGAGGUUCAGGGCGGACAACCCGGGCGUGUGGUUGUUUCAUUGCCAUAUUGAGUGGCAUGUGGAGAUGGGCCUGACGGCGAGUUUUAUUGAGGGGCCGGAGCAGCUGAGGGGGAAACAGUUCCCGGCGGACCAUUUGGAGAAUUGUAGGGUUGGAGGUGUGCCGACGAGGGGGAACGCGGCGGGGAAUGAACUUGAUCCGUUGGAUACGACGGGUAUGUUGACGAUAAGUCCGACGGGUUAUACUGGGUAG
Neurospora crassa OR74A is the source of this 1635-nucleotide messenger RNA. Its product is annotated as Lcc9. Bases 1 to 1635 code for a protein of 544 amino acids. Gene Ontology annotation, molecular function: copper ion binding; ferroxidase activity. Gene Ontology annotation, cellular component: high-affinity iron permease complex. Gene Ontology annotation, biological process: reductive iron assimilation; cellular response to iron ion starvation. NCBI's taxonomy places the organism in Eukaryota, Fungi, Ascomycota, Sordariomycetes, Sordariales, Sordariaceae. The record is from RefSeq and is a predicted model, not a curated record. The transcript is spliced from 3 exons.